CUCGGUAGAAAAGAACAAUCCCCACAGAGUCGGAAAAAACACAAUCAGCAGUGCAUUACUUAUGGGUUACUAAACAGCAAAGUACUAUUCUAUUUAUUUUUAAUAGGCCCCAAAUGAAGUAAAAGAAAUAGUCUUUUUAUUUGUGCUAUAAAACUUGACGAUAGUCAUGCCCUUUAGGCUAUACUUCGAGAAAGAUCUCAAGUAAUAAAGACACUCUUUAUUUUCCUUAAUUCUCCGUAAAAUCGUUUUGAAAUGCUUUUUUGUAUGUUUUGAGUAGAAUUUUCAAUAAGAUAUGGAACCAAAAUCGAGUAAAUACAAAAUUUUCAAGUAGUCAACCAUCCAGAAUUAAUUUGGAGGAUCUCUAGGAAUAGGAGAUUCCCCCAAAGUAGGUUACUUACUUGAUUGGAAUAAAAAAAAAUCCACCUUUGUGUUCAUAUUAAUGGCAGUCAUUGGCCAUUUAAAUCAUCCUUUUCAUUGUCAAGGAUUAGCAUGGUGAAAGGUUCGUAAAUUUUUCUCAAUAUGUUGUCAAAGAAAAACAAACUCUGAAUGGGCUUGUGUUGUGCGUGCGAAAACACAUUGGCCAAUCAAAUAUAUUCAAAGUAAUCGUAAAGACAUUAUCAGCUCUAGAAAUUGAAAAAAAGUAUAAAAAUGGAGAAUUUCAAUCCAGGAACGUCAUUAAAAUAAAACGAAUUUUUCGGCGAAUGUACUGAGGUCCAAAUAUCUACUCACAACUAGCUGUUUACUUCAUAGACAAGUGGAUCUUAUUUUGUUAACGUUUCACGGGGACAUGGAUCUGUCUAGGUUCAUUCAACUAGUGGUUCUUUCUUUCAUCUCUUGCCAAGGAAUGUGUAUGGAAACACCAGAAGCUGUCUCCAGUUCCUCUGCCAUGUCCUCGACGCCGAAUGCGACCAUGACAACUGUUUUGGGAACCAGUGUUUACCCUUAUAAGGAUCCUGAUUCAACCGAGAUUUUCACCCUUCAAGAUGGCAAGGUAGGCUCUUUGAUUGGUCUGAACCAUACGCUGCUUCAUGAACUUGGCGAUGAGUGGGACGUUACAACAAUAAGUUAUGAAUAUAUUGGUGAUGAUGCAUAUGCUAUUAGCUCAUGGUCUUGGUUUCCAAUUCGUUGGACAUUGGUCACAACUGGGGAACUAGUUGUUGGGGUUAUUGGCAUCAUCGGCAACCUCUUGGUAGUCAUCGUUCUCUUUCAGCGUCGAGCUAAGAGCCGAUCCACUGACACCCUGAUAGGCGCACUAGCGGUUGCCGAUCUUCUGACCUCGGUUGGGUUGCUUCCCGCACCAUAUGCUAAAGCUGUCCCACUAUCCUGGUUAGGGCAGUUCUACUGCAAGAUGGUCUGGUCUCCGCUCUACAUGUGGGUGUGGGCCUUCUUGUCGAGUUUCUUGCUGACUGCAAUCUCGGUUGAGCGCUACAUCGCGGUCUCAUACCCCAUCUAUUUCAGCAGGAUUUUGACCAGACGCCGAGUCUCUGAGGUAGUGGUAAUUUUGUGGAUCUGCGCAAUGAUUGCAUGCAUCCCUCAAGCCUUCAUUAUCACAGUGGACAAGGUACAUCAUCGAUGCGCAGUUAGAAGGAUGUCUCACGAGCUUCAGACGGCAUUUGCUUUCUACGUAACAGCCAUCCAGUUGUUCAUACCGGCAACUAUCAUGGUCGUCACUCAAACCUUAAUUGCUGUCAAGCUCAAAGCGCAGUCCACGCGUUUCGAAGGUACUAAGACCUAUCAUCAAGCAGCUAGCAAAGCCGUCAUUAAAAUGAUGUUUAUGGUCAUAGUGGCGUACAUCAUCUGUUGGACACCUAACCGGUUUCUCCUCUUGAUAACAAGAUUGUUCCGUCUUAAGCCCCAGACGAAAAGCCCGAUUUCUGAGGGUUUCAUCGUGCUUGCUGCUGUCAACUCAAGCAUCAAUCCGAUCAUCUACAGUAUCCGUUAUCAAGAGUUCCGCCAGGCUGUCAAGGAACUUUUCACGAGGAAGGAGGUUCGAAAUUCAUCUAUGUUUGACGAUCCUAUCAACAUUAACACCAACUCUACAGACGAUGGCUCUGCUUAAACCCAGUAUUACUGGGCCUGUCAGUUUUAAAGCCUCUUAGUAAUUUUGGUAAAUCUGUGAAUUAUUCAUUUUCAAGGUUUGACAUGUUCAUUGCGAGAUAAAAUUAGAAAAUUAUAUCCUAAAGCGUUUGCAGUGAGAACGAUCUCAACUUUAUAAUUCGCAUUCAAAGACUGUAAGGUCCCCAAGUUUGAAAGUAUUUCAUUUUCAUUUUUAUUUUCUAAACCAUUUAAUUACGGAAUGUGGCGGAAGAAAUAGUGAUAUCGGAUCACUUGGAGUUUUCGGACAUUGAUUAACUGAAUUGCAAGAUAAGUGAGCUUGUACAUGUAAGUGAUGUAGGGGUUCUUGGUUUAUUUAUAUUGUUUAUUAAUUGAUUGAUUUCGGUGUAAAUAUUAUAAUAAUUAUCAUGCACGUAUAGAUGCACAAAAUAUUUGUCCUUAAAAAAAAUGAAUUUAUUCAGUGUAAUAUAGGCUUGAAUUGAAUUUAGGAUGAAUAUAACGUAAUAAAACUCGCUGGGAAAAUGCUACAUCUGAAAGUAGGGCAGUUGAAGCGAAUGUAAAGCUCCUUUCACAAUUGGUGGUGCGACUGCCUACAACCGUUGCAAUUGUAUGCAACAUAUAUUUUCAUUUCAUUUCGUUUAUUUCCACAAUAACAGCAAAGAUAAUUAUUUUACAACAGAAAUGUGAGUAUAGAAUAAAUUAACAAUUAGAAAUAUUGAAAUAGUUCACAAAGGUCCAGUACACAGAUAUAAUGUAUAAUUGAAUUUUAGAAAGUUCAGUUUUAACUUAAAUGCUAGCUGUAUAUUGUGGGGGAAACCUUGGAAAGCGGAGCUUGUAAUUCAGGUUCCCCAAAAUAAUAUUACAGUAUCAUUAAUUAAUGAAAAUGGUAUAAAAAGAUACAAACUAGACGGGACGAUACAAGACUACACUAAACGGGACAAGUACAUCAGAACAACUCAAGCACAAACAUGGGACAAUGAACAGCCUCCUGCAGAAAAAUCAUAGUGUAACAUUAUAGUUAUUUAUCAGUGUAGUCUUAAGCUUAUGUUUGAACGAAAAUAAGCUUGGUGUCAGUUUUAAAGAUUCAUCUAGAGAAUUCCAAAGAUGGGGACCAGUAUAAACAAUAGUCUUCUGUUUGUAAAAAAGUUCUGAGCUUCGGAAGAUGGAAAGAUGACGAUAAUCUGGUGGGGUAGCUGUGCAAAAUCUCGUUUCUUAAAAACAGUAAACUUAAGGAAGUUGGCAGCUCUCCUUGGUUUAACUGAAACAUAAAGCAGCCCAGGCGAAGAGAGUACAAAUCCUGUAUUUUUAAAACUUUAUUGGAGAAGAACAAUUGAUCUGAGUGAGCUAAUCUGUGUUUAUGACAAAUGAUUCUCAUUAUUCUUUUCUGUGUAAGUAGUAGUCUAUCCAACUGAUUUCUAGAGGAACUGCCCCAAGCUAAUAUCCCAUAAUUUAAGUAAGAAAGAAUAAGGGUAUUAUACAAAUUUGAUAAAACGUUUGGAGGCAAAAAAGUUUUUAGUUUGUUUAUGACGCCAACAUUUCUAGAUAAAAGUUUUGAUAAAUACGUAAUGUGCGGCUUCCAUGAAAAUUUGUUAUCUAUAUAUAGACCAAGAAAUUUCGUUGAAUCGACAAUAUCGAUUAAAAUAUUAUUAAGAAAGACGUUCCUGGGUAGAGCUGUGAUUGAAUUACUAAAAAGCAUGCACUGGGUCUUUGCAACAUUUAAAGAAAGUUUGUUACAACAGAUCCAUUCAUGAAUACAUCUGAGUUCAGUAUUUACUAUGUUUACAAGAGUAUCAGGAUUUUUAUGUGAAAAGAAAACACUGGUGUCAUCUGCAUAUAAUAUGAAAGACAAGGCCUUUGAUGAAUCCUGAAAAUCGUUGAUAUAUAGAAUGAAUAAUAA
Molecule: messenger RNA, 3952 nt
Organism: Lytechinus variegatus (green sea urchin)
Lineage: Eukaryota; Metazoa; Echinodermata; Echinoidea; Temnopleuroida; Toxopneustidae
Product: somatostatin receptor type 5-like
Exons: 2
Coding region: 788-2059 (423 amino acids)
Biological process (GO): G protein-coupled receptor signaling pathway
Cellular component (GO): membrane
Molecular function (GO): G protein-coupled receptor activity
Source: RefSeq, a predicted model, not a curated record